Bombus huntii is the source of this 7221-nucleotide messenger RNA. Its product is annotated as serine/threonine-protein phosphatase 4 regulatory subunit 1-like. Gene Ontology annotation, biological process: protein dephosphorylation. The transcript has 11 exons. Lineage: Eukaryota; Metazoa; Arthropoda; Insecta; Hymenoptera; Apidae. Gene Ontology annotation, molecular function: protein phosphatase regulator activity. The record is from RefSeq and is a predicted model, not a curated record. The coding region runs from base 1072 to 3789 and encodes 905 amino acids.
ACAGUCCCACGCGGAUCUUCGCGCGUGCCUGCUGCUGCGAGUGUCAUCGCGAAUCGCGGUGUUUAUCCGAUUUUACGAUGUCUUUCUUCCGCCGCCAACUACGACGUCGACAACGACAACAAAAUACCGAUGUCGCAGCCACGUUCCUGAUUUCACGCGUACGAUCGUCGUACGACGCGCGGUCACGCAACGCCGUAAUCCUCGGAGAUGAUGCCACCGCUGUCGCAGCGCGUGUGUCAACGAAUCUCGCCGUCAAGAGGAAAAGGAAAAAAGACGAGACGGGAGAGCACGACGAACGAAGAGAGAGAAAACAACAUACUCGCGGCCAUUUUAACUGCGCCGUACGCUAACCCGGGCCACCCAGUGUGUAGUAUACGAGAGCCAGAGAACCGCCGCCACCGCCGCCGCUCUCUCCUUAGGCUUAAACUGCGUCUCUCGCGUGUGCGCUUUGCUUCUGCGCACGCGAGUCAGUACAUGUUUUCUCACACAUACACGGACGACAGCUUCGCGACGCUCGUGCGUUACGCGCACUUUCUCGUACACGACCGAGUUGCUUGUCGCGUUCGGGACGUCUUUCGUCACGAUCCAGAGCCGAGUCGCAGAAAAUUGACAGUGACGGGGGACACGCACAGCGGAGGAUCGUCGAUACAGUGACACACCAGCGAGAGGCGACACGCGAACGGAACGUGUCCGCUCGACCGGUAUGUUUGCUCGUUUCACGACCACGAGAGAAGCGCGCCAAUCGACGAUUCGGUGAGAAUCGACAGUAUUUUGUAUGGUCGUAUUGUAUCUCGCAUCGACGUAUUGUGCGCGAUGAACAUGGAACGAACGCGAUAUCGCGGAAUCCCCCGUGGGAAUAAACGCGAGGACGAUAACAAAGGAAUGAUCAAUCGCAGUAUACGAGGAAAUUUGUUCAGCCGGUAACAAAGAAUUUGACAGCGACCGGGGUUACCCUAUGAUAACCCGUGCGGAAGAAUCGGGACGCGAUGGAAUAAUUGGAAGUGCGCGAAGCCAUCGAGGAAAGGAAUACGUGUCGAGGUGAAGGAUCGUCGUAAACAGACCGAUCGAGAGAUGACGAGAGACCGAGCGAAAGUACAGGCAGCAUUCGUUACGGCGUGGCGGCCUCGUGAAUUCCUGCCGCGGGACGACAACAAUACAAAGGAGAAAAAGAACCAAAAACUAAUGGCCCUUGUAGCGUCACGCUACACUACGGAGCGCCAUAGUACUAUGGAGACUUCCGGCCCGCCGCAGGAAGUGAGACACACGUGUUCAGGCGUGUGCGUUCCCAUAAUACGGGCCCCGGCUCCUCCUCUACAGUGUGCUCCAAGUUCGAUGGCCCAUACGGGAAGCAGGCACGCCACGGAUACAUUACCGUACGAUCGAGUAAAGGUGAAGCGAGGGAAAAAAAAAGUGCGCAAACGUCACGUCCAUCGAGCGAGUUCGCAGCAUGCUAUCCCUCGAUACGAAGAGCAUCACGACCAAAUACAGAGAAUCGGCAGGAUGCUGGUGGAAGUAUUUCGCACUGCCGCUAACAAUGGAACGAAACUUAACGUGAGCGAAGUGAUGCACGUGGUGAGACAGAUCGCCGACGAUACCGAUGCGCAAAUCGGACUGGACCUGAUGGAGCACAUACCGCACGUGGUGAUGAUCUGCCACGAGACACCCCACCUAUUCGACAAUAUUUUUCACAAUCAUCUCCUCGACAUCAUUAUCAGAUACUUACAAGAUCAAGACAACCAGGUACGAAUGAUGGCCCAGACAGCGGUGUUGACGCUAACGAAGAAGGGUCUCAUCGAUAACACCACGAUAGAGGGCAAGCUGUGUCCCGUUAUAGAAACCCUCUGUACGUCCAUCGAUUUGCUUAACUCUGGCAUCUCCCUCAUGUGCAAGAUGGCACCGCUCAUUGGCAAAGAGCUGACAGAAAAGAUCUUUCUGGACAGAUACAUCGCCCUCUGCGAAGACAAGGAAUUCUAUACGAGGAAAUUCUGCGCGUCGCACCUUGGAGAACUUUGCGCCGCUGUCGGCAGGAAAACUCUCUUUCGGAAAUUGUUUCCAAUAUUCGUCGACCUGUGCAGCGAUAAAGUGUGGGGUGUCCGGAAAGCGUGUGUAGACGUUAUGAUGCCAGUCUCAUGCUGCAUGACCCUUCAGCAUCGUCGAUUACUAUUGGCAGAGCUUCUGGCCACGCAUCUUAACGACGAGUCGAAAUGGGUGCGAAUGUCUGCCUUUCAAAUUUUAGGACCAUUCAUAUCCACGUUCGCGAAACAGUUUACCGAAGUAACUUAUAAUCAACACGGCGAGCUAGUGUUUACCAGCCAACAAGAUAAUCGUUUCAGUAUAAGGUACUCGUACGAGGGAAUAUUUCCUACUAAGUGCGCGAUACGAAGUCACACGCUCGACAUGGAGGACCAUAAUUCUAAGGAUAACUUCAAUUCGUCUGUGAUAAUACAAAAACCAAUUUUAGAGGACGACGAGGACGAGUCGCAGGAGGAUAUCUCCACAAUGAGAGCUUAUAAGUCGAAGAUACAAAGGAAACAGUUAAAGAACGACCAAACGCUGGACCACACGGAAAACUUUAAUUCGUUUCUAUACUACUACGUAGAGCCAGACCUUCCACUGGACGACGAGCUCGUCGAAGCUGCCAGAAGAUCCGCGGCGCAGAACAAUGUAGACCGGAAGCCGUUGAUCAGCACUACAGCGUCCAGUAAAGCGUCGUCGUUAGACGCUGCGCUAAAAGAAGACAAAUACGCAGCAGACGAUAUUAAGAAUUUCAACGAUCAAGAGAUCGUUCCUCAGCAUCUGAUCGAUUCGUUCUUGUCGAUGGCUGAGCCGGAACAAUGUUCCGGAGACAUGAGCCCCGGAGAUAUUCCUCAUCAUUGCGCAUUUAGUUUUCCCGCUGUUGUACUCACGUUAGGAAGGGAAAAUUGGCCAUACCUGAAGCAAGCUUAUCAGUCUUUGGCAAGCGCUAAUCAAUGGAAAGUGAGGCGCACGUUAGCCUCCAGUAUUCACGAAAUCGCCAUAAUUCUAGGAGAAGAACUCACUAUCGCUGAUCUCGUACCGAUCUAUGAUGGAUUUAUCAAAGAUCUGGAUGAGGUCAGAAUAGGUAUACUCAAGCAUUUAGCGACGUUUUUGAAGAUACUCAAGCCUGCCGUUCGGCUCCAGUAUUUACCAAAACUGAGGGAAUUCCUCACCACCGAUAACGAGUGGAACUGGAGAUUUCGAGAGGAACUAGCCACUCAGUUGUUGGACAUUGUGAAUCUGUUUGAUCCUGUAGACGUUACCCGGUUUAUCGUGGAACUAGCUAUCGAUCUACUACGCGACAAAUACGCUGCUGUGAGACACGUUGCUCUCUCUUUGGUGACACAAAUAGUAGCACAUCUUUCUAACGACAGACGCCUUGAAAAAGGGCUAUUUCGAAAGCUCAAGUGUCUCGUUUUCACAAGGAAUUGGGUUAGAAGACAGAUGUUCGCCUUCGUGUGCGCCAACCUGAUUUCGAAAAACGCCAUUAGCGGGUAUAAAUUUUCGCAAGAAAUGUUACCUACUUUGUUGCAAAUAUCUUCCGACAAAGUACCAAACGUGAGACUAGUUGUGGCGAGGACUUUGUCAAAGAACGUUAUUCCUAUGGGAUCAGAAUGGUUGGGAGUGAAGCAGGCGGAAGAAGUAGAGAAUAGGCUGAGAGAAAUGAGAUUAGAUCCGGAUAGGGACGUUCGAGUUAUAGCCGGCGGCGAGGAAAACGUCCCAUCAGAUAUGCUGUUGCCGCCGAAAACUAAACAGCCGUGGGACAUAUUUUAACGAACUCAGAUUUCGUGAGAAUCAAGUUGUAAUUAUUUCCUGCCAUACGAAUCAAUUUUAUACCGGACUGCCAAGAAAGGAAAUGGGAUAAAAGAAAUUUCGUACGAAUGUUCUUCCAUACGUGAAUUAUCUUUGUAAAUGUAAGAAGAAAAUCAAUUGGAUGGAAGAGAUAAGAAUUUCGUUAUACCGAUAGAGAAUACGAGAUGCAAGGGUUUCUUUAAAGAAUAAGUUGGUGUAUCUAUGAUGUAAAAAUGAGCUCAAGUUUUAAACAAAGAAACAAGACUUGUACCGUUUAGUGCAGUCAACAUAGAAAAAAAGUGCAACUUAGCGUUGUCGUUACGACCAAGGGACCGACAAUUUCCGCGCCCCUUUAGACUAAGACAGAUUAUAAGUAUCAAUGGUCAAAAGACAUUACGCAGUUAUAUAAGAGUGUGUGUGCAUGUUUAAAAGGAAGUGAACGUACACUGCCGCUGAAUGCUAGGACACUUGUUUAAUUGUAAGAAAUAUCUGUAAAAAGUUAUGAAAUCAUUACUGAAUUUUACUAAAUUUUAUGUAUUCCAUUUUGUACCGUGUUAGAGAAUAUAUUUUAACAAAAAUUUAUUAAAUUUUUCAUCAAUCAUAAUAAAAAUAUGAUUGUUAUCUAUCCAUCUAUCCAUCGAGUGCUUUUGUAACUGCAUCUACAAGCUUAGUAGCUUGACUACUAAUAUUUUUUAUUGUUUCAGGCCUAAUAUUAUUCCAUUCCAUUUUGAAAUGUUCCUAUAAAUAUUCUUCCAAUUUGGGAUAUUUUAUUCGGAUUUUAUCUGAAUGAUCUCAUAAUUUUUCUAUGGGGUUCAAAUCAGGAGAUUGGUGACCAUUCUAUUAUUUACACAUUAGAACUUUCCUGUAAGUGAUUUUCACAUAUUUUAAAAAAAUGUAUACGAUCCUUAACAUGCACAAAUAUUCGGUAUCCGAAAGGCACUAAUGUGCAGGAUCUUUUUUAAAAUAUAAUUUGUUUUUAACGAUUCUCCUGUUGUUUCCUAUACGUACAAUCUCUCCAUUUGAAUUCAACCAUUUCAAUUGUAGACUCAUCAGAAUCAAUCUUGCGGUGUCGACUUUUCUGGUACUUAGUUUAUGCCAAUAGCGACUGGCAUCUCUUCUUUAUUAUUAAUGUUAGAAACACCAUCUCUGAAAUUAUAACGGUUUAUCGCUAUGGAAUUGUUUCCCUAUCUGAAAAUCGAUACAAGUAGUUUAAGGUGCAUAUUUCAUCGCAGCGGCCACGACAGACAGAAUGCUGUUAAUUUCACCUGUAGUUCAUUCUUAUCGAGGUCCAUAUUCCUGAAGAAAUUAUUGUCACUAUCAUAAAGGAGCGGGUUACGUUUUAUCCUUAAUAAUAAUUUUUUCACUGCCAAAAUCGCAAAUACCGACCUCUACAAAUCGCUUUUCUUACUAUUGCCAUUGAAAUUGUUUCAUUCUUAAUUGUAUUUAUUUCCUCAAUCGUUUCGGAGGCUGUUACUUUUAUUUCUCUUAAGCUUUCAAUAAAGCUUUGUAUAUAUGUUUUCUGGACCUCCCAGGUCUUUUUACAGACGGAUAGUGUCCUAUGCUGUUACCCGAAAUUUUAUCACGUUGGAUAAUGAUUCUAAAUAUUUGUAUAAUAUCUGAAGAAUCUUUUUCACUAUAAAUGAAAGAAGAAAGUUUUAGAAACCGUCCACACGUAACAUAAUACAGCAUAGGCACACCGCAUAUACUUUUAAUUAUUUCAGUUCCUUAAAUAAUAUAGUUAAGUUCCUUAAAUAAUUAAAUUUUUCAAUUUUUAAUACUCUUAUAUAAAUAAUACUCUACCACAGGUUCAUUAAAAAUGAACAAAUGUCCUAAUACAUUCGCGUGGCAGUGUAUGCGUGAUUUAGUACUCGCGUGUAUGUAUGUGAUUACCAUUGUGAUCAAUUUGUAUUUGUAAGCGGUCUCUUGGACAAACCGAAUAUUAAUUAUUAGAGAUAUCGAAUAAAGGCGGGACCUCUUGUUCUUUAGUAAAUAGUCAUAGCACGUUUUCUUCAGCCUCGCAAUCAUUGUUAUCGCCUUUUCUCCAAUAUUAAUUUUCGCUUAUCGAACUAAAAAUUAUUCCGAAAUAAUUCCUGCGAUCGGAGGAAUUUACUUUGUAAUUUUAUACCGGUUGGAUGACUCAAGUUUUCGUGCUAUGAUUCAUAAACUCUAUUCAUUAGUAAAUACUCUUACGUUGAAGAAAUGGAAUGUGAGAACUUCUAGACUGUCAAGAGCAAGAAGGAAAAAAAAGAGAAGAACUUUAUAUUAGAUCCUCUGAUUAUCGCGAAGUGGUAAAUCGUAUUGGAGUUCAUUCGAUUCAAAUUGCUUGUAUUUUGUAUAUAUCAUUGAAUCGUUUCGUGGAGAUACGGUGUGUAACGAAAAAAGGAACGAGGUAUGCAAUGGAUCGUUUACGAAGCUAUUUGUGGUGAGGUUAUGUGGAAUAUUCUGCACUCUAUAUUCGCAAUCAAAGAUAGCUCUACGAUGCUACAACAAAAUUAUUCUGAACAACAAUCUGCAAAUUUUAGUCUAUAAGACCGCGAUGUGCGCCUCUAGACACGGUGGUGCCUGAUUAGACGUGAAAAACUGUGCUUACGACCGUCCCGUGUUGCGUCAAUUUCACGACUCAUAACUUACCGAUUUGGUGCAACCGGGAUGACAGUUACUGUGAUCUUUGCCUACGCGUGAUCACGUAGGUGAAUGUAUAUCAUCUCAUUGUAGAUACGUAAAUAUUGUAAACACAGAUUUUUGUUAACCCGUUCCACCUCUCCGACAUACAUUAAGGAUUUUUGUUAACCCGUUCCUUCUCCCCAACUUAAAUUAAGGGAUUACGAUUUACACGAAAAAUGUUUCCAGAGCCUUACAUUUAGAAACUUUUUAGCGAUUUGUAUAUUAAAUACCACGAAAAGGAAAUCAUGUUUAUACGAUUUACACGAUAAUACUAGGUUAUAAGCAACAAAAUAUGAACGAGGAGAAAUGAGUGGUUGUUGAAUAAAGGAUAUGUACAAUAGGAGGUUUAACGAGUGUAAAAAAGAAAAUACGUGUGGACCGUAGACAAAAGAAUACAAUGUGAUCCGAUGAAUUAUGUGAUUGUACAUUUGCGAAACAACUGUUAUGGAAUGGUACCACUAGAUAUUUGUGAGUAACCCCAAUAUUUUAUCCACCGUCGCUAAUAUUUUGUGAUGUUUUAAAUUAAAGAAAAAAGCAAAAGUGAAUUAUUGCGUCGUAAUUGACUCUUUGCGAAAACAUAAUGAUUGAGAUACAGUAAAAAGAAAAACGAUCUUCGCUUAAGCAACGAAAACUCGGUACUUGUGAAUACGUAUGAAGAAAAGAAGUUUUGUUUAAGAUAUUCUAUAUAAUAUAUUGUGUAUUUGGUAAUGAAACGGAAAAAAUAUACAUCAUGUGAUUUGUUACACAACA